Molecule: messenger RNA, 1959 nt
Organism: Parathielavia appendiculata
Lineage: Eukaryota; Fungi; Ascomycota; Sordariomycetes; Sordariales; Chaetomiaceae
Exons: 3
Coding region: 1-1959 (652 amino acids)
Source: RefSeq, a predicted model, not a curated record
AUGGAGGGGCUUCUCAGUGUGCCCCCUGACCGAGGCACCAUCAUCGGCAGAGCCGUAUGGAAGAUGCGCUAUGUCGUUGUAGGCGGCGCAAGCCGCGAGCAGAUGCAGCUCGCACCAAUCAACCGCAACGCCCAGUCCAACCGCAUUUCGACGCCGAUGGAACUGUCGAGGAUGUCUGCUGAGGGCGUGUUCCUCUCCAUCUACAAGUCAAAAGAGGACACAGAACCGAUACAGCAGCACUCAAUCAACUCUAUCGCCGACUGUCAGGUCCAGAUGCUGGCGCACCGCAAGCAAGGCCCAGUCCUUCCAACCUUGGUUAUCAAUGUUUUGCCAGAUCCUUCUUUGGACAAGGCCAGGAAGCGACGCUCGAGUAGAACGGCCGGCUUUAGUUCUCCGAGAGAUACAGGCCCGAUCACGCUCUUGUUCCGACCCGGAGACGAGCAUCAGAGCCUCCAGGACUGGGCCCGCUGCAUCCAACACCUCAUCCAGCCCCAUAUCCCGGACCGAGCACCCCUGAGUCCGUUAACACCAGCUUCGCCGACCUUUAUCAAUCCCUUCGCUCCUCGGUCGAGGGACGCCGCCGACACGCAGAGACCGGGUAGUGGGUAUGGCUCGCGGCCGGGAAUUUUCAAGAAUCCCAGUCAGCCACCCUCGGUCCGGGAUCGGCCCGUGACAUUCUCGGAUUCACCGAGUCUGCGUUCAAAACGGAGCGACCUCUCGUCACAAACCAGCUCAUUGACGCAGUCUCACAUGGGUUACCAAAAUUACACCACGAUGGUGCCCGCCGACCUCCCGUCCCCGGCCACUACAAUUGGGGAAUACCAAGGGGAAUUCAUUGAGGGUUGGACUUCGGCGCAGGGUAGGUCGUCAGCGCUCAACUCGCCCAUGAGGGGCCGUGACAGCGUCAGUUCCCAGGCGCCGACUUCGCUGCCGCCAAUACCGGAUUCCAACUCACCCUCAGGACCGCGGGAAACGAUUCUCGAUAGAGCAUUUCAAAUGCGUUGCAUACCAGGGUCAGAACGCGAAGUUCCUGGGGAGGAGAAGCUGAGUUCCUUGGCACGGUUUGACGCCUUGAUGAGGGAAAUGGACGAGAAGAGGAGGCAACGGGAAGCUGCGGAGGCCAGGGAAAGACCGCAGGCUGGAGUAACGACAUCGGCGAAAGCGGAAUUGCCCGAGUCAAGAAGCGCUUUCGAUGACGACGGCUCGGAUUCCGAUUUGGAGGAGGAAGAAGAUGACAGCGACGAGAUCGUAGAAGAAGCAGAUGUUGAGGACGAGUUUCCUGCAUCAACACCAGCUCAGCGGGCUCUGGAUUAUAUUGCCGGCAGAUACGAAGCUACCCAGCGGCGUCGACCUGCAUCAUCACGAGCACAUGGCUUCCGAUCCACGCCCAGCUACAACCACGAUGCGUUCAUGGCGCUGUCGAGCAGUGGGCCUUCUCAAACGCGGCCCCAGACGGGCUACUCCAAGCACCGGAGUCGGCCAGGGAUGGCCCAGAGAACGCACAGCCAGCCACACCUGGCGACGAUACUGGCCUCAUCAACACCCCUCGACGUGGCAAGGGAUUCCGAGGAAAGCAACGGGUUCAGUUUCACGCCAGGGUCACCAUCAGCCCUGCACCGCAGCUCGACCGAAAAGCGAGCCUCGACAUCGAGCGCCAAGCGCCUCAGCUUUACCGAGUUCACCAGGCGGCUAAGCAGCACAAGCAGUUUGCUUCUCAUGCAGACAAACGCCAGCGGCCCCGCUAGCAGCCGGGCGAGCAACAGCGAUAUGGACCUACAACAGCAGCUGCCGUCGUCACAGUCGCCUCAACAUCUACACCACCUGCAUCCCAGGGCGGGUCCGCCGGCGUCGCUUCAGCACCAGCAGCCGCCGCAGUCUCCGCCGCAGACGGGUGAUCGCGAACGGUGCGCCUGGCGGGGCAGCUGUGUGUUUGGCGCCGGCGAGGGUGGCUUCAUGUGA